Messenger RNA from Pseudomassariella vexata, 1341 nucleotides. Its product is annotated as cation efflux family-domain-containing protein. The record is from RefSeq and is a predicted model, not a curated record. NCBI's taxonomy places the organism in Eukaryota, Fungi, Ascomycota, Sordariomycetes, Amphisphaeriales, Pseudomassariaceae. Gene Ontology annotation, biological process: monoatomic cation transport; transmembrane transport. Bases 1 to 1341 code for a protein of 446 amino acids. The transcript has a single exon. Gene Ontology annotation, cellular component: membrane. Gene Ontology annotation, molecular function: monoatomic cation transmembrane transporter activity.
AUGUCGAACAACCAAUCGCCCCGAAGCUCGUCGGUGACUGUGAGAUCCAUCCCGCUCAAUUCGACUAUACACCAUAAUGGCGCUAGCACGGGCGUAGAAGCCAACGACGAAGGCGAACAGCCCGUUUCGCGCCAUCCUUCGACUAUGGCCGGCACCGACGUCGAGUCCCAAACUGUCCGCCGCUACUCGGGCAGCGACCCGUACAAUCUUUCCCUGGCCUACAAGACGGAUGAGCAGCUCGACGAGAUUAAAGCCAAUACCUCUCGGAAGCGCGCGAGCGCUGCGACAAAGAGUAAAACCAGCAUUCUGAGAUGCGUCCCCGGCCGCGAUAAUUUGCACGCCCGCAAGGUCCAGACUUUCUACAAGACUCAAAAUGAAACUAUCCAACGGCUGCUUAAGACGGUUGAGGAGCAUCGUGCUGAGGCGAAGGAGACGCAGGGCGACGACCACUUGCGCCACCAGAUUGCUGUGUACGGAUCGUUUGCUGCGAACGUGAUUCUGUCGAUACUGCAGCUCUACGGCGCCAUCUCGUCGGGCUCUUUAUCGCUGUUCACUACCAUGGCCGACUCUGUCUUCGAUCCCCUCAGCAAUAUCACGUUAAUCCUUACACACCGAGCCGUCAAAAAAGUCGACCCCAGUCGGUUUCCCUCAGGGAAAGCUCGCCUCGAGACCGUCGGCAACACCGUCUUCUGCUUCCUCAUGACGGCUGUAUCCUUCAUUCUGAUCGCCUUUUCGGCGCAGGACCUCGCCGACACGAACAAGUCGGGCGUCAAUAACUUCCACCUGCCGUCCGUUAUCGCCGUCACCAUUGCCUUCGCCACCAAGUUCUUCCUUUUCCUCUACUGCUGGGGCUUGAAGGACAAGUACAGCCAGAUUGAUAUCCUGUGGCAGGAUCAUCGCAACGACCUUCUUAUCAACGGGUUUGGUAUCUUAACGUCGGUCGGCGGGUCCAAGCUCGUUUGGUGGCUUGACCCCAUGGGUGCCAUUAUCCUGUCUCUGCUCAUCUCUGCCAUUUGGCUGCGCACUGCUUUCCAUGAGUUCAUGCUACUCGUUGGUGUUGUUUCAAGCGUUGAAAUGCAGCAGCUCAUCACCUACGUUUGUCUAACUCACUCCCCCGCGAUCCUCGGCAUCGACACCGUCCGGGUGUAUCACUCGGGUCCCAGGCUGAUUGCUGAGGUGGAUGUUGUUAUGGACCCGGACAGCACGUUGAGGGAUACGCACGAUGUUGCUGAGGAGCUGCAAUUUAAGCUGGAGGAUUUGCCUGACGUGGAGAGGGCGUAUGUCCAUGUUGAUUACGAGACUACACAUAAGCCCGAACAUGCCUUCAAGAAGGAUAUCUAG